Onychomys torridus (southern grasshopper mouse) is the source of this 1872-nucleotide messenger RNA. RefSeq names its product transmembrane protein 198-like. Gene Ontology annotation, cellular component: plasma membrane; vesicle membrane. The record is from RefSeq and is a predicted model, not a curated record. NCBI's taxonomy places the organism in Eukaryota, Metazoa, Chordata, Mammalia, Rodentia, Cricetidae. The transcript is spliced from 5 exons. The coding region runs from base 513 to 1565 and encodes 350 amino acids.
GUGCCCGCGGCCGCCCCGCAGGCCACCCGGGUCGCGCUGCCGCCAGGGAGCAGGCGAGCUCUCCGCCGAGGCCUGCGGGCUGUAUUUCCCCGUCCCUGCUGAGACUGGAAGAUGAAGGGCCGCCGCCAAUCCGCACAGAGUCUGCAGACAGCCAGAGCACGCCGAGGAGCCAGCGCCCUCUGCGUGCCCACACCCUUCCCUCCCGGCUGUCCGGCCCGAGAGGAAGAGAAAAGUGUAUGCCCGGGACUAGCAAGCCCCCUGACCUCUCCCAAACCUCUGAUCCGCACCCCCGUGAAUGCGGCUCCUGCGCCGGGCCAGGGAGUGCGGCCAGGGGAUCCCGAGCGCAGCUCCGCGGGGCUCCGAUCCCAGCCGAGAGUCCCGGAACCCCGCGCUCAUCGGCGCGCUGCUUUGCAUCUGAUGUACAUAGUUUACCAACCCCCGCCAGAUAGUGAUGGGUGGAUGAGAGACACUCACUCCAGCCUCCCACUCUGUGACCAUCUUCCCAGUCUACCAUGGAGAAAGCCUUGCUGCCCCUGACUAUAACGUCUGACCCAAGGCUCUUUAACCAACAACUCCCAGAGCCUCCAGACUUGAGAUGUGUCUUGGAACCCCAGGACAGCCUUGAACUGGCCCCUGCACUCGUGUGUGCUCUGUGCUGCUGCUUUGGAAUCAUCUACGGCUGCUUCGGCUACCGCUGCUUCAAGGCAGUGAUGUUUCUCUCCGGUCUGCUGUCAGGAGCUCUGGUGAUCUUCCUCCUGUGCCACAAGGAGCGGGUGCUGGAGACACAGUUGAGCCUGGAGGUGAGCGCAGGCAUCUCGCUGGGCAUUGGACUCCUCUGCGGCCUGGUUACCAUGCUGGUUCGAAGUGUUGGGCUCUUUCUGACUGGUCUCCUGCUAGGUCUAACCCUGGGCGCUGGAACCUUAUUGGGCACUGAACCCAUCUACCAGCCACAUUCUGCCUGGGUGCCAGUUGGGGGACUGAUGGGGCUGGCACUGCUAGGAGCCCUGCUCACACUUCGGUGGCCUCGUCCAUUCACGGUCCUGGGCACAGCCUUGCUAGGUGCUGCGGUGCUGGUGGCCUGUGCAGACUACUUCUUGGAAGGUCUGGCCCUGGGCACUCGGCUGGGUGAACGCCUGCAGGCCCUUCCAGAGUUGCUUCCUCUUUGCUGGUAUAGCUGGGUCUUACUGGGGACCUGGCCCAUCUUGGGGGCUCUUGGGACACUGGCCCAGUGGAGACUCAUGACUGAGGAACGCGGAAGCCACACCAACGUGAUCUUGAACCACCAGCGCAGACAUCUCCAGCUCCUCCGGAUCCAUCAGCAAGAGGCUAAGUGGCAUCGUGACCCGUCUGGAGUGGGACUGUGCCAAGGCGGCUAUCAGAGUCGGCUUCCCCCCAAUACCCAGAGUCCUGGUGACAGGCUGGCCCCAGGUUGUCUCCAGAGUCUCCGAGAGUGCCAGCGGGAACCAAGCACCCGGGCCCCAGCCCCCCACACUACCCUGGACCUGGAUUCUGACUGCAGUUCCACUGUUCCCCUGACCACACCUUCUCACUCUGCCCAGACCUGAGCCUAAACCUCCAGAGAUACUGACAACCCUAGUGAGGGCAGGAGACUGCUGAGUGGAUAGGGCCUGAGCCCACAGGACCCACACGAAGUGCCCUACCUCUUGGAUUGGGGAUAGGCUCCGUGCUCAGAUCAACCUUUUUAGAGACAGGCAGAGAGGAUUCUUACAGAUGCAGGAUGAAAGCACAGGCACCUACCUCUAUCCAGCAAUAGAGACGCCCUGGUCCCUAGGGACACUGACUCCAAACCAAGGUGGUUUGCCCAAAACAGCCUUUUUUUUUUUUUUUUUUUAAAGUCCUGUAACGCUGAGA